UUGUAGCAUGUUUUCAGCCAUGCUUUCCAGUCACAUUCGCAGGCUGUGAGAGGGAGCAGUGCUGACGCUCGCCAGCUGAGUGCCAUCCGGGCAGCGCCAGCCCGCCUGCCGUGUGGGUGCCUGCAGGUGAUGGGGCAGCGCCUGGGACCGGAGAGCUUUGUGCCAGGAGCAGGAGCUCUGUCUGCCUGAGUUUUGGUGGCCCUGCUGGGCUUGCCACGUCACUUGUGCCCCUCUCGUGUCCCUCACCUGCGUGGCCCUGGCCUCCAGCCGCAGGUUCAGCACGCUGGACACCCCGUCCUGCGGGCCCUCGCAGGGGCUCCCGUGUGAGCCAAGGGCAGCGCUCUGCCGGAGCCCGGGGAUCCGCAGCGGGUGAUGCAGCGGGAACCGUGCGCUGCCUGGCCGGGGAUGCUGUGGGCUGCCGUGGGAAUGCCUGGCUCCCUGAGCGCGAAGUGACUGCAACUCACACGAGGUUGGGACUACUUCUCGGAAGAUGCCCUGUGUGUCUCCAGUCGUUCCUCUCUGGCCUCACCGCAGAAUAUUUGGAGUUGCUAGCUUCCUCCUGCCGAGGGGGGACAAAGGCAUAGGCCUCCAGAGGGUUAAGAGCAUCUGCCUUUACGCCAAGUGUUCGAGCAGGAAAUAAUCUGCAGAGAUACAUGUGCAGCAAUUCAACUGCUGCUGCUCUCUCAGGCUGCCGCUGCUGCAGUUCGGGGUGUGAGAGGAGCCGCGCUGCUCGCAGAAGAUGCUUUCUUGGUGUGUCCGAAGCUCCAGGCAUGGCAGGAGAGCCCCGGCUUUCUGAGCUGGGGUAAAUGUCUCCAUCCAAGAGGAAUUAUGUGGACUUGCUGGCUCUGUCGGCUCACGGAGAAGAGUGUUCAGACUUAUUUAAAGAGUGCAGAUAACUGGAACUCAGAGGUGUCCUGAGGGUAUUUGUUUUGGUCUCUUCAUGUGUGAGUCUCAUCCCCACUGAGGAGUUCAGCUUGCUGCCACCCACCAAUGUGGAGUGCUUUGAGAAGAGCCCACUGAAGGCCUGAUAAGAAGGCCCUGAGUCACAGACCCAGCAAACCUGACCAGCUCCUCGCCAUACACUGGUCUCAAAUCUUCUUUGGAGCAGCGACCAGAGGGGCUGAACUUUGCUGUUUCCUGCUGUGCUGCCUGGAACAUUUCCCACGUUAACAAAGGCUGAUGGAAACCUGUAUCUAGGGGGUUCUAUGUGAGAUACUCUCCCUGCUCCCCUGUGGCCUCUCCCUGUGCCAGUCCCUGCCGACGGCGCCGCAUCACCGCGCACCAGAUGUGCAGGCGGCUGCAAAGAGCUCCCCUCCCUGAGCACAGGCGCUCUCUGUCACGGAAAAAUGGCUGGGAAGGUGUGCCUCUGUUUUGACAGAGUAAACACUGCUUUCGAAAGACAGGAAGAUUUCCUGAUGCUAUCAAGUGACUAAAAUGAAUUGGGGCUUUCCAAAAUUGCCACUUCUCAGAAUAUUCUUGAACUAUAGGUGGCCUCAGGAGGUGGUCAAAGAAUGGUGAACUUGGAAACAAGCUGGAGAUUGCAAAGUCUGCUUUCCCUCGAGGUUGCUGGUCAAUGGUUGUCAUCUACCACACCCAAGGAAACUAGAAGAGCUCCACGCUAACCUAUGUAAGGUUUAUUUCACUAUGGGAGAUCAAAUGAUUUUCUGGCUCAGGUUUUGUGAUGUUCGGCAUCUGCCUUGGACCUGCAAUUUGGGAAAGGGCUCGUCUCUGAAGCACGGUUAAGAGACACAAAAACCAGUCCCAGACAAUGAGCACUUUAAGUAGCACUGGAAUAUUGCUCAGCUUAACGACAGUGUCUGUCACACUGGAUUUUAGUUUGCAUGGUGGUCUGAUGGCUUGGUCCUUAAGCAGCAAUUUGACUCUGAAUCAGAGUUUGCCCACAUCUGAUCCUCUCAACGCCUCUGAGAAGGGCGAAGUCUCUCGGAUGUCCGUGAGGGAGAAGAAUUGGCCAGCCCUCCUGAUCUUGGUUGUCAUCCUGCUGACCAUUGGGGGAAACAUAUUGGUAAUUAUGGCUGUGUCCUUGGAGAAGAAGUUGCAGAAUGCCACAAACUUCUUCCUGAUGUCCUUGGCAGUGGCAGACAUGCUGGUGGGUAUCCUGGUCAUGCCCGUGUCGCUCAUUGCAGUCCUGUACGAUUAUGCUUGGCCUUUGCCUAAACAGUUGUGCCCUAUAUGGAUUUCCCUAGAUGUGCUCUUUUCAACUGCAUCUAUUAUGCAUCUCUGUGCCAUCUCUCUUGAUCGGUACGUAGCAAUACGCAAUCCCAUUGAGCACAGCCGCUUCAAUUCCCGCACCAAGGCCAUUAUGAAAAUUGCUGCAGUUUGGACCAUAUCCAUAGGGUUGUCUAUGCCUAUUCCGGUCAUUGGUUUGCAGGAUGACUCCAGAGUGUUUGUAAACGGGACCUGUGUCCUCAACGAUGAGAACUUCAUCCUCAUUGGAUCCUUCAUGGCUUUCUUCAUCCCUCUCAUCAUCAUGGUGAUCACGUAUUGCCUGACCGUCCAGGUGCUGCAGAGACAGGCGACGGUGUUCAUGUGUGGAGAGGUGCCCAAGCAGAGGAGGAGCAGUGUGAACUGCCUCAAGAAGGAAAACAACACAGAGAACAUUUCAAUGCUUCACAAUCACGAGGGGGCAUCUCACUUGAACUCCCCUGUAAAUAAGGAGGCAGUGCUUUUCAGGAAAGGAACUAUGCAGUCCAUCAACAACGAGCGAAGAGCCUCCAAGGUCCUGGGCAUCGUCUUCUUUUUGUUCCUCAUCAUGUGGUGCCCGUUUUUCAUCACUAAUGUCAUGUCUGUCCUUUGCAAGGAAGCCUGCGACAAAGACCUCUUGAGUGAACUGCUUGAUGUGUUUGUUUGGGUGGGGUAUGUUUGCUCGGGGGUUAAUCCCCUGGUGUACACACUCUUCAACAAAACCUACCGCAGGGCUUUUUCCAAUUACAUCCGCUGCCAAUACAGGCCCGGCAAAAAAUCAGCGCUGCGGCAGAAUCAGUGUCUGAAUGUUGCUUCAACAGCUUUGUACGGGAAAGAUCUGACUUUAACUAGUUAUCGAAAUGGCAAUGAAUUCAACAGCAUGGAACUAGAAGCUGAGGAGGGCCUGGAACUGCAACCAGGGACUUCGGAGCUCUCCAUAAACAGCUGUAAUGUUGUAAGCGAAAGAGUGAGCUGUGUGUAAGGGUGACUCACGCAGCCUUUUGCUACGGUGUAUCUGUAGCCAAAAUACAUUGUGUAAAAAUGUAAGUGUCGCUCAAAGGACAAUGUAAAUAUUGCAUUCUGAACAAAGCUUUUUUUUUUUAAAGAAAAAAAAGAGUUGUCUUUCCAGUCCAGUACUUAAAAUCAUAUAUAUUAAUAUACUGCAGUGAAGUUUAAGGUUCUAUAUUUACUGUUACUAAUAGAUCAGAACUAUUAGUUACUCUGCAUAUGUCAUGGACAAAAUGUUUGAAUUCUUCUUCCAGUGCAUGAACAAAAAUGCUGAAUAUUUAUCUCAGGUGGAAUUUGCUGGAGUCCAGAAUGGCACGUUAAUAGUUAUAUAUCAAAUACAUGCUAUUAGACUUGGUCAGUAUAACUUUCUUUUUCAAGUUGACAGUAAAUAUAUACUUUAAAUCCUCACCCCUAUUUGUGCCGUGUAAAGACUUUACAGAAACCUGGCAGAAAGACACCACAAGAGCGUAGUGGCCGUGCAGGCACCUGGCCAGACAUGUCCUGUGUCUUGCUGCCAUACUGGGUCAAUCUUGCACUUCAGGGGUCCUCUGCUAAAUUUUGGCUCCCUCUCCAACCCUGCUGUUUUCUUUCCAUUGCACAGGAGGCUCUGGCUCCCCUAGGGAAGGUAGGGAAUGCAGUUCUGGUGUGGUUCUGCAGUCCUGGCUGGGAUCACUUGCAGACUUGGAGAAGAAGCAUGAGAGACAAAGUUCUCUAUUUCCACUGUUCUAUAAAUGGAAGGCCUCAGAUUCGUAAAAAGCCCUCCUUUGGUCUUUCAGACACCCAUGAGGUCUGGGAUGGAGCAGGCUGUGCUCAGUGCACUGCCUUCACACGCUGCUGGAGGAUCAGGGGCUUUGGCUGACCUGCAGAAGAGCACUCUGGCUUUGGAAGAGCCAGAUCUUUGGCCCUCGGGGUCCUCACAUCUAGCUAUUCUUUAGCUUGCUAGCAUUGACUUUCAUUUUUCAGCAUCCUGGGACUCACAGUGCUGGUGGUAGAACACUGCUUUUGGUGUAGAGCAGAGACUGCUCUGUGUGUGGUGCUGGCCAGGGUCAAGCUGUGAGGAGCAGGAUGGACCUGCCUGGGGGUGCUGGGGGAGAGGCACAAGUGAAGGUCCCUGCUCCUGCCUCAGGACGGGGUGGGCAGAGCUGAGCAGAGCAUGUGAUUGGAAUCAUUUGCUGGUGGCAGGGUUCAAAAGCAAAUGAUGACCAGGGACAGGAAGGAAGCAGACCUGGAGCUAGUCUACAGGGAAUAUUAAUCUGGAUUAAUUUUUAAAUUCGAAAUAUUCCAUUUUACUCCCAAAGUAAUUUAUGGUGUAUCAUAUUAACACCACUUAUAUCUUUAAUGAAAGCAUCCACAUUGGGAUGGAAUGCAGUUUAAGUAAUCUGCUUUUAAUACACACCAGGUACAAUUUGAAUUAAUUUUCCUCUGCGUUCUUGAGUACACAAACUCCCCAAGGCACCGUGUCUUUCUGGCACUGUGCCUCUGGGGUGAUGCCUCUUAUGCAAAAUUUCCUUGUGUGGAGUAUUGUCUAAUGCCAGAUAUCACCCAUAAGGUUUUUAUAUCUUCAUUAACUACUACACAGAUGCUGCAGUGCCCAUCUAACAUGGAUGCAUUUAGCAUCACUGACAGCCUCUGGCUAUGAUAAUCAUCAGAACAGAGAACAUUACACUGGGCAUGGUUAAAUCGCAUUUUAUUAACAUGAAUUGCUUGUACUCUAAGCUUGCUGUGUUCAUUCCAUUAAAAUUACCUUCUAGAAGAAACAGAAAAUUCUGCUAAUGCUUUAGGUAACUGCUGUUGCACUGCUGUGUGCAGCAACAACCUUGCUGAGGCCACUACUAAAACACAACACAGGAGUUGUCUCUGCUGCUGGCUUGACCCCAGACCGAUGUGUUGAAGAUGGUCCUCUUUUCUCCCUCAUCCCCUCCUGGGAAUAAUCCAUAGUACUUCCAUGCAGGCAGACAAGGUAUCCCAGUGCAGAGGUAUCCUAAGCCUCUGCUGCUUGAAGAAGGCAGCAGAGAUGCUCCAUGUGCCAGCCUGCAGAUACCAGCAUGGGUUGAAUGCUCUGGAGUCUGCUUGCCUCUCCAAAAGCGUCAGGUAAUCAGUAGGAAAAGGACUGGCCAGAGGCACAAACUUGGUCCUUCAGUGACUUCUCCUUACCCUGAGUCAGAUUUCAUUAUCUCAAACAGUACAGAAAAAUCAGAACCGUCACAUUGCUUUUUAAGUUGGGUUUUUUUUCCUUUAGUGAAUUUAUAGCACACCUUUUCCAAACAUGUAUAUGUGUGUAUGUAUAUAUAUGUGUGAGUUUGUACUUAUAUAUAUACACAUAUAUAUAUUUAAGAGCCAACCACAGACUUUGAAAGCAUUUAGCAAUAAGUUGAAUUACAGUAGCUUCUAGCAUGUGUAAAUAAUGAGUGAAUAACUCAUUUUCACAGCAUCCCUGAGCUCAGUAUAAGUCUACACACAGGCCUUGUCUUUGCAUAGGAGCCUUCAUGUCUUACCCUUGUCGGUUCUGUUGUAUGGGCAAAAAAGGGAACCUGCUAUAUUUGGAUGCAAAAAAUGGGAACUGAACAGAGAAUUUUCAGAAUUUUUAUAAAUGUUUUUAAAAAAUUCAGCACCAGAACUGUAAAUAUGUCAACACAGCUGGACCCAUUCUGAUGUACAGCCCUUGUUUGGAUGAACAGCCAAGGGUGCUGCCUGACAGCGCCUCGUGUUCUCUCCCAGCCAGUGGGUGACAACAUUUUUGUGAAUGUUUAUAUACUGUCACGUACCCAACUUUCUUUGGGUCAUUCACAUCAGGGUUUUGUGAUGCUGCUAUUAAUUUAUUAAAGAAAGUUUGUUGGUUUAA
Molecule: messenger RNA, 6052 nt
Organism: Pseudopipra pipra
Lineage: Eukaryota; Metazoa; Chordata; Aves; Passeriformes; Pipridae
Product: 5-hydroxytryptamine receptor 2A-like
Exons: 7
Coding region: 1769-3184 (471 amino acids)
Biological process (GO): chemical synaptic transmission; G protein-coupled receptor signaling pathway, coupled to cyclic nucleotide second messenger; phospholipase C-activating G protein-coupled receptor signaling pathway
Cellular component (GO): plasma membrane; dendrite
Molecular function (GO): G protein-coupled serotonin receptor activity; neurotransmitter receptor activity
Source: RefSeq, a predicted model, not a curated record